Molecule: messenger RNA, 2457 nt
Organism: Colletotrichum graminicola M1.001
Lineage: Eukaryota; Fungi; Ascomycota; Sordariomycetes; Glomerellales; Glomerellaceae
Product: XFP domain-containing protein
Exons: 2
Coding region: 1-2457 (818 amino acids)
Biological process (GO): carbohydrate metabolic process
Molecular function (GO): aldehyde-lyase activity
Source: RefSeq, a predicted model, not a curated record
AUGACCGACAAGGAGGCCGAGUCCAUCAGCCCCUAUGGCCCAGCCCGGUCAACAGUCAAGGGCGAGCCGCUCUCCAAAGAGGACAUCGAAAAGUACAAUGACUUCUUCAAGGCGAGCUUGUACCUGUGCCUGGGUAUGAUCUUCCUCAAGGAGAACCCCCUCCUCCGGGAGCCUCUCAAGAAGGAGCACAUGAAGUUAAGGCUGCUCGGCCACUUCGGAUCCGCUCCCGGUCAGGUCUUUACCUGGAUGCACUUCAACCGUCUUAUCAAGAAGUACGACAUUGACUCCAUUUUUAUCUCCGGCCCCGGUCACGGCGCCCCCGCUGUCCUCUCCCAGUCAUAUCUCGAGGGCGUCUACUCUGAGGUCUACCCCGACAAGUCAGAGGAUAUUGAAGGCAUGCAGAAGUUCUUCAAAUCCUUCUCCUUCCCCGGCGGCAUCGGCUCUCACGCCACGCCCGAGACUCCGGGUUCUAUCCACGAGGGCGGAGAGCUCGGCUACUCCGUCUCUCACGCCUUCGGUGCCGUAUACGACCACCCCAAUCUCAUCGCGCUGACCAUGGUCGGUGACGGAGAGGCCGAAACGGGCCCCCUGGCCACCGCGUGGCACAGCACAAAAUUCCUAAACCCCAUAGUUGACGGUGCCGUCUUGCCAGUCCUGCACUUGAACGGCUAUAAGAUCAACAAUCCCACCAUUUUGGCCAGAAUAUCCCACAAGGAGCUCGAGAACCUGUUUCUCGGCUACGGUUGGCAGCCUUACUUCGUCGAAGGUGACGAUGUCGACACCAUGCACCAGGCCAUGGCGGCCACCAUGGAGCACUGCGUCCUCGAGAUCCGUAAGUUCCAGAAGCAGGCCCGCGAUUCCGGCAAGGCCUUCCGCCCCAUCUGGCCCUUGAUUGUGCUCCGCAGCCCCAAGGGCUGGACUGGUCCCCGCAAGAUCGACGAAAACUACAUGGAAGGCUAUUGGAGAGCUCACCAGGUGCCUGUUCCCAGCGCGGCCACCAACCCCGAGCACCUUAAGGUUCUCGAGAAGUGGAUGCGCAGCUACGAGCCCGAGCGGCUCUUCAAGGACGGCCGCAUCUCGGACGAACUCAAGGCGCUUUGCCCUACCGGCAACCGCCGCAUGAGCGCAAACCCGGUCGCCAACGGUGGCCUUCUCAGGAAGCAUCUGAAGCUUCCCGACUUCAGGAACUACGCCAUCAAAGUCGACAAGGCUGGCGGCACCACCGCUGCUAGCAUGAACAACAUGGCCACCUACCUGAGGGACGUCAUUGCCCUGAAUCAGACCAGCUUCCGACUCUUCGGGCCCGACGAGACCGAGUCCAACAAGCUCGGUGCCGUCUACGAAGCCGGAAAGAAGGUCUGGAUGGGCGAGUACUUUGAGGAGGAUGCCAACGGAGGUAACCUGGCCCCUGAGGGACGCGUCAUGGAGAUGCUCUCCGAGCACACCUGCGAGGGUUGGCUCGAAGGCUACAUCCUGACCGGACGUCACGGUCUGCUCAACAGCUACGAGCCGUUCAUCCAUGUCAUCGACUCCAUGGUCAACCAGCACUGCAAGUGGAUCGAGAAGGCCCUCGAGGUCGAGUGGCGCAACAAGAUCGCCUCUCUCAAUAUCCUCCUGACGGCCGUCGUCUGGCGCCAGGACCACAACGGCUUCACGCACCAGGACCCCGGCUUCCUCGACGUCGUUGCCAACAAGAGCCCCGAGGUCGUCCGCAUCUACCUGCCGCCCGACGGGAACUGUCUGCUCUCCACCAUGGAACACUGCCUCGCUUCAUCCAACUACGUCAACGUCAUUGUCGCCGACAAGCAGGAUCACCUACAGUACUUGACCAUGGACAAGGCGAUUGAGCAUUGCACCAAGGGCAUCGGCAUCUGGCCGCAGUUCAGCACCGACCAGGGUGAGGAUCCCGACCUCGUCAUGGCCUCGUGCGGCGACAUCUCGACCCACGAGUCCCUGGCGGCCAUCGACCUGCUGCUCCAGCACUUCCCCGACCUCAAGAUCCGCUGCGUCAACUGCGUCGACCUCUUCAAGCUCAUCUCGCACGAGGACCACCCGCACGGCCUCACCGACGCCGAGUGGGUUGCUCUCUUCACCGACGACAGGCCCAUCAUCUUCAACUUCCACUCCUACCCUUGGCUGGUCCAUCGCCUCGCGUACAAGCGGCCCGGCAAUAUGAACCUCCACGUCCGCGGCUACAAGGAGAAGGGCAACAUCGACACGCCCCUCGAGCUCGCAAUCCGCAACCAGACGGACCGGUUCAGCCUCGCCAUGGACGCCAUCGACCGCAUGCCCCAGCUGCACAACCGCGGCGCCGCCGCCCGCGAGACGCUGCGCAACCAGCAGAUCGCCGCGCGCAUCGAGGCCUUUGAGACGGGCAUGGACCCUCCCUUCCUCAAGAACUGGUCCUGGUCUCACAACGGCCUGUGGAAGCAGACCGUGUCCAGAAUCACCAGCUAG